Messenger RNA from Ctenopharyngodon idella (grass carp), 5217 nucleotides. Its product is annotated as zinc-binding protein A33-like. The record is from RefSeq and is a predicted model, not a curated record. The coding region runs from base 835 to 3540 and encodes 901 amino acids. Gene Ontology annotation, molecular function: protein binding; zinc ion binding. Lineage: Eukaryota; Metazoa; Chordata; Actinopteri; Cypriniformes; Xenocyprididae. The transcript has 13 exons.
CUCUUUUGUCCACUUUUAACCACUUCUGUCCUGAUUUCUUUGAGGGGAAAAAUGUAAAUUUAUGGGAUUUUUCAGAUCUUUCGAUCUAAUGGAUGAAAUAAGCGGUGUAAACCUGGGCCUAACUUGAGGAGGUUGGUAAAAAGUUAAUUAGUGAAAAAGUUGUUAAAAAGUUAAUUUUAGACACAAUAUUGUCAUUUUUUUUUACUAUUUUUGCUCUAUUUAGCCAACAUAAUUAGUUUCAAACAAAGCAGAAUAGUUCUUCUGCAACACAGAGUGUUUCAUUUCUAAUGUUUCAGUGUUUUGAAUGACUCAGGUGAGUCGAUGAUUCAAUGACCCAUUCAUAAAGAUAAAAGUCACUCUUUUCAUUCAUGAAUGAUCAACCGGUUUAAACGAAUCUGUUAAUGAAUGAUUCAAUCUGUUAAAUGAAAGACUUGCCACAACCUAAUGGUUUUAGUAUCGUUUCAUUUUUUUCUAUAUAGAGUUAAUACUAUAAGUAUAAUUAAUUAAAAUGUUUCGUAUAUGUGUCAUCACAAUUUUAAUAUGUUGUAGAGUUACUUUUUUAUCACUACUCUGUUACGCUUAUGAAAGUUUAAUGUCAUCACAACAUGUUUCAUCAGUUUGUCAACACGUUCUGUUUCACAACAGAAUAUAUAGGAAUUCUGUUGCAUUCCAAGAUGGGAGGAGCUAUGACAUCACUGCAGGUGAGUGAAACCUUGCAGUGAAACAGAAACAAAACUGAUGAACAACAGAUAAUCUAUAGGGUGAUAAUCUUCAGGUGAUCUAAGACCACAGCUCAGCUGAUACUCACUCACAGGCUUAAAGAGGGGACAAGCAAUGGCUUCAUCAGCAUCACAAAAACAAACUCUGUCAUCCUCCAAUGGUCCUCUGUCAGAGGAGCUCCAGUGUUCGAUCUGUCUGGAUGUGUUCACUGAUCCAGUCAGCACUCCAUGUGGACACAACUUCUGUAAGAGCUGCCUGAACCAGUGCUGGGACAACAGUCACACCUACAAAUGUCCAUUAUGUAAAGAAACAUUCAGUAAAAGACCCAACCUCAAGAUCAACACAGCACUUAGAGAGGUUGUGCUGCUCUUUAAAGGAAAGUCUGGUCAGAGUAAAUCUGAGGUUCUCUGUGACAUCUGUGAUGGUAUAAAGAUGAAAGCCCUGAAGAUGUGCCUGGUGUGUCAAAACUCUUACUGUCAAACUCACCUGGAGCCUCAUCAGAGAGUCACAAAUUUAAAGAAACACAAACUGAUCGAUCCUGUGGAGAAUCUUGAGGACUAUAUCUGUCAGAAACAUGAGAAACCUCUGGAGCUGUUCUGUAGAGAUGAUCAGACAUGUGUGUGUUUGCUCUGUGCUGUGACAGACCACAAAGCUCACAAUACCGUUUCUGUAGAAGAGGAGAGUAAAGAGAGAAGGCCUCAGCUGAUGAAGAUGCAGACAGAUGUGCAGCAGAUGAUCCAGGACAGAAUGAAGAGGAUUCAAGACCUCAAACGCUCAGCAAAACUCAAAAAAGAAAAGUCAGAGAAAGAGAAAGCAGAGAGUAUUGAGCUCUUCACUGAUCUGAUCCGCUCCAUUGAGAGAUGUCAGUUUGAGCUGCUGGAGAUGAUGGAGCAGAAGCAGAAAGCAGCAGAGAAGCAGGCUGAAGAGCUCAUUAAAGAGCUGGAGCAGGAGAUCACUGAGCUAAUGAGGAGAGACACUGAGCUGGAGCAGCUCUCACACACUGAGGAUCACCUGCACCUCCUACAGAUUUACCCGUCCCUGAGCAGACCUGCACACACCAGCAGCUGCACUGAGAUCAGUCUUAGUGACACUCAUGAGAGUGUGGAGACUCUGAUGAGAUCUCUGACUCAACUGAAGGAGACACUAGAUGAGAAACUCAGCAACACUGUGCUGAAGAGGAUGCAGCGAUAUGCAGUGGAUGUGACUCUGGAUCCUGACACAUCUCAUCCAAAACUCAUUGUGUCUAAUGAUGGAAAACAAGUGACAUAUAGAGACAUUGAGCGUAAACUCCCAGACAACCCAAAGAGGUUUGAUUAUUGUUGCUGUGUCCUGGCAAAAGAGGGAUUCAGCUCAGGAAGAUUUUAUUUUGAGGUGCAGGUAAAGAGAAAGACUGAUUGGGAUUUAGGAGUGGUCAGAGAAUCCAUUAACAGGAAGGGAAUGAUUACAUUGAGUCCUGAGGCUGGAUACUGGGCUGUAUUUCUGAGGGAUGGGGAUCACUAUCAGACUUAUGAAUCUUCUCCUGUCUCUCUGUCUCUGAGAGUGAAGCCUCAGGUAGUUGGUGUGUUUGUGGAUUAUGAGGAGGGUCUGGUCUCCUUUCAUGAUGUGGAGUCCAGAUCUCAUAUUUAUUCUUUCACUGGUCAGUCUUUCACUGAGAAACUCUUCCCAUACUUUUGCCCUUGUAAUAAAGAAAAGGGUAAAAAUGCAGCACCGCUGAUCAUCUCACAUGUCAGAUUCUCAGCUGAUGAAGAUGCAGACAGACGUGCAGCAGAUGAUCCAGAACAGAAUGAAGAGGAUUCAAGACCUCAAACACAUAGAAGAACUCAGAAAAGUGAGUCUAGAUUGAAUAAUGGUUUACCUUUGGAAAGGUCAGAGAAAGAGAAAGCAGAGAGUAUUGAGCUCUUCACUGAUCUGAUCCGCUCCAUUGAGAGAUGUCAGUCUGAGCUGCUGGAGAUGAUGGAGCAGAAGCAGAAAGCAGCAAAGAAGCAGGCUGAAGAGCUCAUUAAAGAGCUGGAGCAGGAGAUCACUGAGCUAAAGAGGAGAAACACUGAGCUGGAGCAGCUCUCACACACUGAGGAUCACCUGCACCUCCUACAGAUUUACCCGUCCCUGAGCAGACCUGCACACACCAGCAGCUGCACUGAGAUCAGUCUUAGUGACACUCAUGAGAGUGUGGAGACUCUGAGGAAAGCUUUGAUUCAGCUGCAGGAGACUCUAAAUGAGAAACUCAACAAAACUGUAAAGAAGACAAUGCAGCAAUAUGCAGUGGAAGUGACUCUGGAUCCUGAUACAGCUCAUCCAUAUCUCAUCCUGUCUGAUGACGGAAAACAAGUGGAAUAUAGAGACAUUAAGCUUGAACUCCCAGACAGCCCAGAGAGGUUUGAUUAUUGUCCCUGUGUCCUGGCAAAAGAGGGAUUCAACUCAAGAAGAUUUUAUUUUGAGGUGCAGGUAAAGGGAAAGACGGAUUGGGAUUUAGGAGUGGUCAGAGAAUCCAUUAACAGGAAGGGAAUGAUCACAGCAGCUCCUGAGGCUGGAUACUGGAUUAUAGUCCUGAGGAAUGAGAAUCAGUAUCUUGCAUUAAAGUCUCCUCUUGUCCAUUUGUCUCUUAGAGUGAAGCCUCAGGUAGUUGGUGUGUUUGUGGAUUAUGAGGAGGGUCUGGUCUCCUUUUAUGACGUGGAGUCCAGAGCUGUCAUUCAUUCUUUUACUGGUCAGUCUUUUACUGAGAAACUCUACCCAUACUUUAGUCCUUAUAUUAAAAAAGAAGGUAGAAAUGUAGCACCGCUGAUCAUCAGAUCAGUGAAUGAAUUUACAUCACAAAUUUAAAAAUAAGGCUACGUUCACACUGUCAAUCCAAUUCUGAUUAUGUGUGUAUUCGAUUGGAAUCUGAUCUAAAAUUAUUGACAGUCAAGGCUACCAACUCCUAACCCUUAACAUACCCGUUGGUAACCCUCUUAAAAUAUUUAACCUAAUUUGCUUCAAUAUAUGAGCUAUUAUAUUCUGGUUUGAAAUGUAGUUUUCUUGGAAAGAAAGACUAUUUUCUGUGUCUGUGCGAGACCAGUUCAUCUGCCGCAGCGCAGCGUGGCGCUUCACACCUGAGGUGUGACACACUUAACAAAGUGUAGUAAACAAUAAAACAAUUGCAUUACAAACUCGUGUGUUUAUUAGUAUGUUAAUGAAUUCAAAUUAUUUGAAAACAAAUAGGCCCUACCAGUUUACAACAUCCAGCAGCACAAUAAACCGUAAUAACUGGAGACUGCUGACACUGAAAGCCUCACACAUUCAAGUUUAAAAUAGCCGCACCUGCUCUUACACUGUACGUUAAAAAUAAGAUGGAAAGAUAAAAAAAAAAAACAUUUCCGUGGGUCUAGUCUUUGCAUCUGAUGUUUGAAGUUUGAAUCAAGUCUGCUCAGUUGGAGUAGAAUUAGAUAGGUGGCGCUGUCACAAAAAAACCCUAGAGUCCUAGAAAUGCGGUCCUGAAACUGCAGCCUCUGGUAUUGCAGGAAUAUAGUACUGUCAUUUUCUGCAACAACACAGCCUUGUUUCUGCAGCGACUUUCAGCAUGUUUCCUGUAACAAAGUCUGACUGAAACAGAUUUCCAGAAAUGUGAUUUGAAUAAGAUGUCAAAUCACAUAUGAAUGUAACUCGAAACGGAUUUGUAAAAAUCGCAUUUCAUGUGAAUUUUUGUUGUUCACAUUUGCUAAAUCUGAUCGGAUUUCAAUUGGAUAUGCACAAAAAUCAGAUUUGGACGUACAGUCUGCAUUAGUGCCACAGUAUAAAUACUUGCUGUUUUUAAAUGAUGGGAUAUGUCAUCAUCAUAUUUUGUCCUUUAGUAUUGUUUUUCAGCAUUAAAAACCUGCUUUUCACACACACACACACACACACAGAAAUGUUUGCUCAAGCCAUCUGCUCUUAUCUGAUGCAUCUGUAUGUUAAUAGUUUUUUUUUAGCACUUUGUACAUUUCUUUAAUCAACAACAUAAUAAAAUUCAUAAAGUAUCUUAAACACUUGACCCAAUUUAUUAACCUUAAGCAUCUGUAAACUGUCACAUGUAUGUUCUGUUUUGUUUUAGUUCUCUUUAUCAUACCUGUUUCCUUUGUUCUCAUCUUCCCAUCACUAGUUGCUUUUCUUGGUUACUGAUUGUUGUCUAGGUUAUACGUGGUUGUUUUGCUAAACUUUCUCCUGUGAUCUCCUGCAUGUUCUUUUGUUGGAUUUUUGAUUAAAGACUGUUUUUGUUAAAUUCUCCAUCGUGGUGCGAUAUCUACAGCCACAGUGUGUGACAUAAACAAUACUGUAAUUCAGCAUAAAUGCAACUUUCUCAUACUAAGACUCACCUAAAGAAUUUAUUCUAGACUCUAGAGACCCACCAAAAAUGUUUUUGGAGUGAAAUAUGAGAGACAAAAAAACAAAACAAAAAAAAACAUUUCUUUCCUUUUAGGUAACAUUUUAUUUUUUUAUUACACUUGAUAGAUUAUAAAAAUUAGGAUAAUGGUCAAAAAAAGA